AUGAACCACAUAUUCUGGAACACAGUGCACUAUAUAAUUAAAAGCAGCUUUUUAAUUAGAACGUCUAAAAGGAGUACACUUCAUAGUUUCGGAUCAUGGGAAACCAGUGAAAGCGUUAGAUUAAGCGAUGGCCGACACUUAACCAGGGAUUUGAUUACAAAACGCAGUCGGUCACCCAAUUUCAGGACAACAUGUGGUUUGGAUGUUGGGUCAUUAUUUAAAUUGUACCAUGCUAUGAACAGGGAUUCCCUCUUGUUAGAAUAUUAUUGUGAGAAACAUCAAAUUAUUUGUUGUAAGUUAAUGGUGGGCUCUAAGAUCGUCCCGGCUCGCCAAGUGGCAGCUUCUCAUAGAACCAAAGUUCAUGUCAUGGAUGGAUCGAUUGCACCAGAAGGACAUGCAAACCUUCAAGUUGUGGAGGAAGACCUUCGUGAUAGUAAUAAUAAGGGUAGCAAAUUAACCACUGCGUCUUACAAGGUUAAGAAAAGGUCUUACAAGAACCUCAUUUUUGUCCGCGCUAUAAUUGUUGAAGGCAGACUUUGUCGUCGAUGUGAUUUGCGAAGUGAUGUUCGCUGGGCAGGAUUUAUGAAGGGAAGGUUGGGCCAGAUUAUGGGCAGCCAUUUUGGGCCCAACUGUAACGAAUCUAAGCCUAUUAAUCCAUAUGGUGGGAGUUGUUUAGAGCCUGUUCCUCGCGAGAACAGGAUUGUGAGUCAAAACAAAGCCUUGUUGAUUUCGUUGUUUCUCGCUCUCAAAUUUUUCGCGCUCGAAAAGGAACCCUAA
Dovyalis caffra is the source of this 777-nucleotide messenger RNA. The record is from the annotation of a GenBank genome assembly. NCBI's taxonomy places the organism in Eukaryota, Viridiplantae, Streptophyta, Magnoliopsida, Malpighiales, Salicaceae.